Molecule: messenger RNA, 1287 nt
Organism: Pseudocercospora fijiensis CIRAD86
Lineage: Eukaryota; Fungi; Ascomycota; Dothideomycetes; Mycosphaerellales; Mycosphaerellaceae
Exons: 3
Biological process (GO): regulation of transcription by RNA polymerase II
Cellular component (GO): piccolo histone acetyltransferase complex
Source: RefSeq, a predicted model, not a curated record
AUGAGCGCAAGGACGAAUGCGAGGAAUGUCCGGCAACGCAAGCUCAAUACGAAACAGCCGCUGCAUGUGAUUCGUGAGGCGGAUAUUGAAGAUGCGUUGGAUCAUGAAGCGCAAGGACAUAUUCCUCAGGUUGAGACUGGUGUUGAGAAGAAUGAAGAAGUCGCGGUCAUCAAUGCCGCGACACAGGCCAAGCAGACUUACAUUCCCACCCCAGAUGCUGUCAAGGCGAAAGGUGUCAAGUAUGAUGAGCUGUAUCCCAGAACUUGGCGUGAGCCUGCAACCUACAUCAGGUUCAGCUCGACGGUCGAGGACUGCAUUGGGAUUCCCUAUUGCAUGAAUGAGGAUGAUGCAGCCUUUCUUGCCCAGCUCAACGAUGGCAAAGAUGUCAAUGGCCAGCUUAUCAAGGAUAAGUCUGAUCAAUGCUCCGAAGACAUGUUCGAGGAAGUCAUGAAUUGCUUUGAGGAGACCAGCCAGCGACUCCAGCCAUUCGCCAACCUUGACAGCGCGCCAUUGUUGUCGCUUCGAGAGAUGCAGGAUGCCCUCGAGGAACCUCUUCCAGCUGAAGCUAACAAGCAUGUCGAGCACAUCUAUCAGUACUGGGCGUCCAGGAAAGGUAGUCGUCCUCUUGUACCAACCAUCAAGGUCCGCGUGCUCGACACAUCCAACGAUGCAGAUGAUGCAGAUCCCUACGUCUGUUUCCGUCGUAGAGAGGUGCGACAGACCAGGAAGACUCGAGGCCGAGAUGCGCAGGUUGUGGAAAAGCUGAAGAAGAUGAGACUGGAGCUCGAAACGGCCCGUCAGAUCUUGCUCAGCGUCCGAACCCGCGAGGAUCUCAACAAGGGAUCGCUGGAGAUCAACCGCAAAGUAUUUGAGCAACGCAAGCAGCUCAAGGAAGUUAAGAUCGCCAAGAACAUUGUCGGCGAUAAGAACGAGGACGAAGAAUUGCUCGUCAACCAAAGGCCUCAACCAAAGCCCAAAGCAAGAGAUGGCACUCAGGCUCGAGGUCCAACCAUUCGAAUCCCCUCUCGCGCCGACCGUGCACCAGAGACUGACCUCAAGCUGUUGGCUGACGAGCACGCUGAAGCCGAUGCGCAGGUCCAGCAUACGAUUGACUCCAGGAAGGAACAACAUCGACGCUGGAACCACCACUGGCAAGACCGGACAUGGAAUCCCAUCACGCCACCGCCCGAUGCAGCAGAUCAGCCGCCACAGUGGGCAGCGCUCGAAGCACCCGGUGAAGGAUAUCCGACGCCACCACCAUCACUGCCAUCUAGGAGCUCACAGGAU